AUGUCUAUCGAUCUAGCUCUUCUAUAUAAAAUUGAAACAUGGGUUGAUCGGAAAGCUUUGGGACUCAUAGCCAGGACCAAAUACGGAGUGGAAGUAGCAUCUAUUCCAAGGGCUGUCAAUAAGGCAUAUUUGCAGGGUAUCGGACGAGUGGGUCUGAGAGAGCCCUAUUCUUCUGACUCCAGCCACGCUCAAGGGACAUGGCUGAUUAUCUCUCGCGGUAGCCGUCAACUGCCAGAUACGCCCUGGCGAUGUCACGAAGAUGGCGCAAGUUCAGGACGAGUUGGUCGUUGGCGUUCUGGCUUCCAACGAUAUGGGACCAAAGAGCUCGCCUCUCAGAAUAAAGGGCUGGGCAUUGCUCGAUUGCGCAGUAUUAAGAGAAGGCAGGUGAAAGACGUCCCAGUCGUCAAGGCAGUAUGCAUGACCGCCUACACUCUUUCCCCAUAUUUCAAGCACGGCCUCGAUACCCUAGCGGUGGAUGGUCUGCUUGACGAGGAUGCAGUGGUUGGCGGCUGGGCCGCCGCCCUCAAGAAGAAGCACGGCGUCAUCAUGUAG
Messenger RNA from Penicillium taxi, 552 nucleotides. RefSeq lists its product as uncharacterized. The coding region runs from base 1 to 552 and encodes 183 amino acids. The transcript is spliced from 2 exons. The record is from RefSeq and is a predicted model, not a curated record. NCBI's taxonomy places the organism in Eukaryota, Fungi, Ascomycota, Eurotiomycetes, Eurotiales, Aspergillaceae.